UCCGAACGCAAAACGAUCAGCGACGAUCCUAUUGGCCGUUUUACCUUUAUUAUACUAAACAAAGGAUAUAAAAUCGGUCGAAAAACGCAAAAUAGAUCCAAGGCCCGGAGAGCCGAACCGUAUAUACCAUUCAACUCAGCUCGACGAACUGAGCAAUGUCUGUUCGUGUGUAUGUGUGUGUGUAUAAUGCAAUAUCCGAUUUGGAUGAUCUUAUACGCAAACGAAAGCUACUGUGGUCCCCCAGAAUGCUACCGAGUGGAUUUUUGAUUAAUGGCUUAGAUUUUAAGAUAUUGGUUGAAGAGUAUUUUCUUUUCUUUACAACUCAAAAUCGAUCAUUGCUCAGCAACCUUCGCUUGGGAAGUGUCGCAUUUAUUUACAGCUGCUACCGUCAUUAAUUUUCUUUAUAAUUGCAGAUCUGAAGUAUUGAUUCAAUAUUGGAAAUACCAGGAUUUGCAACUCUACAGGAUACCGCCAUCAGUAUUCAAGAGAUUUGAAGAUUCCAAGAGAUCCAGAGCUAUUCAAGAUUUGCUGCUCUACAGGAUACAGGAAUCAGAGUUUUCAAGGGGUUCGAAGGUUUCGAAAGAUCAACGACAAUUCAAGUACACCAAGAAAUUUAAAGAUCAAGAUUUCUUUUAUUAUAACAGCUAAGUAUAGAACUUAAUUUAUUAUAUUUGUAUCCAUUUGCAUUUUUUGUUGCCCUACCAUAGUGUGCUCUUUUACACACAAUGGAAGUGGAUGAAAAAAAUUUGGCCGAUCCUGUUUCUAUUACACCUAAACCUCCUGACCCUUUUUCCACUGUUUCCUCAAUUCCCUCGCGCGUUAAACUGUAUCCAGACGGAUCGACUGGUUCAUUUGUUGUUUAUUUCCGACCAAAAAUAGGGCCCAAAUCAAAGCCCUUAAACAUCAUUCAGAUAUCUAAAGAUUUAGAGUCUCAUUUCAAGUCUAUCAUUGAAAUUUCUAAGGUCAGACCUAACAAAUUGAGAGUUGUGGUUAAAGACCUUACUCAAGCUAAUAAAAUUGCUACUUCGGAGUUUUUCACCCGGGAAUAUCAUGUUUAUGUUCCCGCUCGAGAUGUAGAAAUUGACGGUGUUGUUACCGAUUCCAGCUUAUCCAGUGAAUUUCUUUUAGAAGACGGUGUUGGAUAUUUCAAGAACACUUCCAUUCCAACGGUUAAAAUUCUCGAUUGUCAACAAUUGAGAUCCGUGUUUUUUGUAGAAGGGAAGAAAAUAUAUUCCCCCUCAGAUUCAUUUCGUGUCACAUUCGCUGGAUCUGCUUUACCAUCUCACAUCUCGAUUCACAUUGUCCUUGUACCCGUUCGCCUGUAUAUUCCACGAGUCAUGAACUGCACCAAUUGCAAACAGUUAGGCCAUACUUCUGCCUACUGUUGCAAUAAAAGUCGAUGCGGUAAAUGUGGGGGUAACCAUCUUGAUGACUCUUGCAAUCAAGAAAAUAAUAGUUGUUAUUACUGUGAUAUUGAUGACUGUUUGGUAAAUUGCACUAUCAGACAAUUUGCAGAUGAUAGUGUGAUUUUUGCCACAGGUCCCAGGGCAUCCGAUUUACAAAGAUCUUUACAAGAUACCUUGAACAACUUAUCCAAUUGGGCAAUACAACUAGGUAUAGACUUUUCAGUUGAAAAAACUGAAUAUGUAGUUUUUUCUAGAAAACAUGAGCCAGCUCAGCUCCAACUUAUGUUAGUGGGUGAACCCAUUACUCUAGUUUUAGUUCAUAAAUAUCUUGGCGUAUGGUUCGACUCAAAAUGCACUUGGAAAAGUCAUAUUCGAUAUUUAAUACAGAAAUGUCAACAAAGAGUUAAUUUUUUGCGCACAGUAACUGGAUCAUGGUGGGGAGCACAUCCUUGGGACCUUAUUAAACUUUAUCAAACUACAAUUCUAUCAGUGCUCGAAUACGGAUGUUUUUGUUUCCGUUCUGCCGCAAAAACUCAUAUCAUAAAACUUGAACGAAUACAGUAUCGCUGUUUACGCAUUGCUUUAGGUUGUAUGCAUUCAACUCAUACGAUGAGUUUAGAAGUGUUAGCGGGCGUUCUCCCCUUAAAAGAUCGUUUUUGGAUUAUCAAUUCUCGCAUUCUUGUGAAAAGUGAUAUUUUGAAUCCUAUGAUAAUAAAUAACUUUGAAAGACUUGUUGAACUUCAAUCUCAAACUCGUUUUAUGACUGUUUAUUUCAAUUACAUGUCUCAAAAUAUCAACCCUUCUUCAUUUCCUUCAAAUAAUAUUUACUCAUUAGAUACCUUUGAUUCUACCCUAUUUUUUGAUACAUCAAUGUUAAAUGAAAUUCGUAGUAUGCCUGAUCAACUACGUAUACAACAGAUUCCAAAUCUAUUUCGUGAAAAAUAUCAAAAUAUAAACUGUAAUAAUUCAUUUUAUACCGAUGGUUCUUUUCUCAACGGAUCUACUGGUUUCGGUGUUUAUAACAAUAAUUUAUCCGUCGCUUACAAACUCGAAAGCCCUGCUUCUGUUUAUGUCGCAGAGCUGGCUGCUAUUCAGUACACAUUAAGUUUUGUUGAAAAUUUGCCUAAAGACAAUUACUUCAUCUUUACGGACAGCCUUAGUGCUAUUGAAGCUCUCCGAUCGAUAAAAAGUAUAAAAAGUUCUUCGUAUUUUUUGAAUAAAAUACGCGACCAUUUGAGUACUUUAUCCGAAAUCGCAUCACAGGUUACAUUAGUAUGGAUCCCUUCUCAUUCUUUGAUUGAGGGCAAUGAGACGGCAGAUUCAUUAGCUAAGAUCGGUACGGUACAUGGUGACAUUUAUGAAAGACCUAUUGAAUUCAAUGAAUUUUUUAGUUCUAUACGUCGAGAGUCGCUCAUGAACUGGCAAAACUCUUGGGACAAUGGAGAUCUAGGAAGAUGGUGUCAUUCAAUUAUUCCUAAAGUUUCUUAAAAACCUUGGUUCCACAAAUUGGACGUAAGUCGUGAUUUCAUUUGUAUGAUGUCUCAGCUUAUGUCCAAUCAUUACUGGUUUAAUGCUCACCUUCGUCGUAUGGGACUCACAGAGGAUCACCUUUGCACCUGUGGCGAGGGUUACCACGAUAUUGAACAUGUUGUUUGGUCAUGUCCGUUAUAUCGUGAAGCUAGAUCCAAUUUAGAAAAUUCUCUUAAAGCUCGGAAUAAACAACCAAAUGUCCCUGUUCGUGAUGUCUUAGCAAUUUUAGAUUUCCCAUAUAUGCGUCUUCUAUAUUCCUUCCUUAAAUCAAUUGAUGUUCCUAUUUAGUACACUUUUGUUUUCAUUUCAGAUUCUAUUUACGCGCUUAACCAGGAAUAAGACGUUCCCGAAAAUAUAUUUGGCUUUUGAAGCUGCAGGAACCAUACUUAUCAAGAUUGUGUUUUAUGAUUUGUAACUUAUUUAUAAUUGUAUUAUUGUAUAUGAAAAGAUGAGAGGGUUUUUAUGCCUGUUUGAGGAGAAAUAUUUAUUAAUUUUACUCAAGCAGGCUUUUCCCUACUCCAAUAAUUAUUUCGGCCCCGUUAUGCUCUCUGCGAUUGGG
This is a messenger RNA of Wyeomyia smithii (pitcher-plant mosquito), 3495 nucleotides long. RefSeq lists its product as uncharacterized. Bases 726 to 2894 code for a protein of 722 amino acids. Gene Ontology annotation, molecular function: RNA-DNA hybrid ribonuclease activity; nucleic acid binding. NCBI's taxonomy places the organism in Eukaryota, Metazoa, Arthropoda, Insecta, Diptera, Culicidae. The record is from RefSeq and is a predicted model, not a curated record. The transcript is spliced from 2 exons.